AUGGUAGCGUGCGAUGAAAGUGUUUAUCACUCGCGAGCGCGCACAGCCACAGCUGAUCUUAUCGCCACGAGCGCACAUGUAGCUGUCGCCUUUACGCCGCGCGUCGCGACGGCACCGACUUUCCAGCAGCCCGCGCCGGAUACUCGUUACACUGUGCGCAAACUGCCUCGCCGAUCAAGUGCAAAUGUUCGCGAAUGCAAGACAACUCGAGCAAAUCGCUCGACCGAAGAGUCAGGGUUAACAACGUCCUAUUUUUCGCAAUUGCAGUUCAUUGUAUUCUCCACUAUCGUCGCCGUGGCUAUAGCUGGGAUUCUGCCUCACGUCAACCACAACGGCACUCCCCCCGACCACGUUAUCGUGAUCAAGGAGACUCCCUCGGACAACAUCGGAAUCGAUAACUACAAAUUCGCCUACGAGCAGUCCGAUGGUCAGAAGCGCGAUGAGUCUGCUCAGAUUGAAACUCGCCGAGUCGACAACGAAGAGCAGUCAGUCCUCCAUGUCACUGGAUCCUACAGCUUCGUCGGACAAGACGGUCUGACCUACACCGUCACCUACGUCGCUGACGAGAACGGUUUCCAGCCACAGGGUGCUCAUUUGCCCGUCGCUUGA
Molecule: messenger RNA, 609 nt
Organism: Phymastichus coffea
Lineage: Eukaryota; Metazoa; Arthropoda; Insecta; Hymenoptera; Eulophidae
Product: flexible cuticle protein 12-like
Exons: 1
Coding region: 1-609 (202 amino acids)
Cellular component (GO): chitin-based extracellular matrix
Molecular function (GO): structural constituent of chitin-based larval cuticle
Source: RefSeq, a predicted model, not a curated record